AUGAAUUUCUCUCACAAACUCAUCUUUCUUGUUCCUUUUCCUUCUCCAAAUGCCCUUAUCCCCACUUCUUCUUCUCCUACCGAAUUCCUUGCGAUGGCGGAUUAUCAAACUCAACUUCUUCUCCUUCGCCACUUUCAACCAAAUCAAACCAUAUUUAUCAACCACCGAUUCAUAAUCAAAUGCACAGUCCUAACGAAGACCUCGAAGGCGGUCGCCGCCGUCGCAAUUCACCCUCCUGUUGGACUCUGUUCUAUGCUUUGGGUCUCCUUCCUCAUCUGGACUAUCGUAAUCUUCUCUCUAAUAUUCGGAAUCGCCUUCUUCGCUUUCGUCAGAUCUAAUCUCCCCGACGUCAAAGUGCAUAGGCUUGAUGUUUACAAGCUUGAUGUGAUUCAACCGAAGAACAAAAACAAGGAUACGCAAUUGGCGAUUGAUGUUGAGCUAUUUGUUAACGUGACAAACAACAACAAGAAGGUGACAUUAGUUUAUGAUGGAAUGCAUGUGGAGACGAAGAUCGAAGGAUUCUCGCUUAUCUUUGCCUUAUGCACUACUCUAUGUUAUGUUCAAAGUGAGGAGUGA
Messenger RNA from Lactuca virosa, 576 nucleotides. The record is from the annotation of a GenBank genome assembly. NCBI's taxonomy places the organism in Eukaryota, Viridiplantae, Streptophyta, Magnoliopsida, Asterales, Asteraceae.